This is a messenger RNA of Quercus robur (English oak), 411 nucleotides long. RefSeq names its product histone H3.3-like. Gene Ontology annotation, cellular component: nucleosome. The record is from RefSeq and is a predicted model, not a curated record. NCBI's taxonomy places the organism in Eukaryota, Viridiplantae, Streptophyta, Magnoliopsida, Fagales, Fagaceae. The coding region runs from base 73 to 411 and encodes 112 amino acids. The transcript is spliced from 5 exons. Gene Ontology annotation, molecular function: protein heterodimerization activity; DNA binding; structural constituent of chromatin.
AUUCUCUUAGAAAAUCAAAGCCUUAACUUCUUCUUCUUCGCUUUUCGUUCUCUGAUUCCGAUCUGAAGAGAGAUGGCUCGUACCAAGCAGACUGCUCGCAAGUCCACCGGAGGAAAGGCUCCAAGGAAGCAGCUUGCCACUAAGGCUACAAGGAAAUUUGCACACACAACUGGUGGAGUGAAGAAGCCCCAUCGUUAUCGUCUCGGUACUGUUGCUCUUCAUGAAAUCCAUAAGUACCAAAAGAGUACUGAGCUUUUGAUCCACAAGUUGCCCUUCCAACAUCUUGUUCAUGAAAUCGCACAAGACUUCAAGGUGGAUUUGAGGUUCCAAAGCCAUGCUGUUCUCGCUCUUCAAGAGGUUGUAAAGGCUUACCUUGUGGGUCUUUUUGAGGACACCAACCUACACACUUAA